UGUAGCCCACUGGCUGCUCCGCACAACAACACAAACGCCAUCUUUAGCUGACAAGCAAAGUAGCGAAGCUGAGAGUUGAGAAGCGAAACUAGGUCAGGCGCUCGGAAAGCCAGCACACUUUUGAAAACCUCAUUUCACCAGCUUCCCGGCAGUUUUCGCUAACCUCCCGACACACCGUGCUGUCGUAUGGUCCAAUGUGUUUGAUCGGUCGGCCAGCUCGGACGCAGUUUUCUUGUGUCGGUCCCGGUUGACGUUGAGUGACCGUCUCUAAAUAAACAGCCCCACGGAGGAGGUGAUAACCAGGUGAGGAGGGUGAAGAUAAAUAACUACCGUAGACCUGAUGAAACGAGGUCUCCAAGGGAACGAGCAGGAGGAUGGAGGUGGAACCAGCGGUGGGUGUCAGAAGACUCUUAAACGGUCCCGCAAGCAGAGGAGGGAGAAAGAUUUGGAGGAUGAGGAAGUCCGCUGGGAGUGUCUGCCACAGGAGAUCCUGCUCCACGUCUUCCAGUACCUGCCUCUACUGGAUAGGGCUUUUGCCUCCCAGGUAUGCCGAGGCUGGAACGAGGCCUUUCACAUGCCAGAACUGUGGCGAUGCUUUGAGUUUGAGUUGAACCAGCCAGCCAGCUCCUACCUGAAGGCCACACACCCAGACCUCAUCAAACAGAUCAUCAAGAGGCAUUCGGACCACCUGCAGUAUGUCAGCUUCAAGGUGGACAGCAGCAGAGAGUCUGCAGAAGCAGCGUGCGACAUCCUCUCUCAGCUGGUGAAUUGUUCUUUGAAAACUCUGGGGCUCAUCUCCACAGCCAGGCCCAGCUUCAUGGAGAUGCCUAAGUCCCACUUCAUCUCAGCACUGACUGUGGUUUUCGUCAACUCUAAAUCCCUGUCCUCCCUGAAGAUUGAUGACACGCCUGUGGAUGACCCGUCUCUUAAAGUCCUGGUGGCCAAUAACAGCGACACGCUCAAACUGCUCAAAAUGAGCAGCUGCCCUCACGUUUCACCUGCAGGCAUCCUGUGUGUGGCUGAUCAGUGCCAUGGCCUGAGAGAACUGGCUCUCAACUACCAUUUGCUGAGCGAUGAACUUCUCAUCGCCCUCUCCUCGGAGAAGCACGUGCAUCUCGAGCACCUCCGCAUUGACGUGGUCAGUGAAAAUCCCGGCCAACAGUUUCACACCAUCAAAAAGAGCAGCUGGGACGCCAUGAAGCGUCACUCGCCUAAAUUUAAUCUGGUCAUGUACUUCUACCUCUACGAGGAUGAGUUUGGCCCUUUCUUCCGCGACGAAAUCCCCGUCACGCAUCUGUACUUCGGCCGCUCCGUCAGCAAAGACGUGCUGGGGCGCGUCGGCCUCAACUGCCCGCGUCUGGUCGAGCUGGUGGUGUGCGCCAACGGGCUGCGACCGCUGGACGAGGAGCUGAUCCGCAUCGCCCAGCGCUGCACGCAGCUGUCUGCCAUUGGCUUGGGAGAGUGCGAAGUGUCCUGCAGCGCCUUCGUGGAGUUUGUCAAGAUGUGUGGAGACAGACUGACGCAGCUAUCCAUCAUGGAGGAAGUACUGGUUCCAGAUCAUCGCUAUGGGUUGGAUGAUAUCCACUGGGAGGUAUCAAAGCAUUUGGGUCGCGUCUGGUUCCCAGACAUGAUGCCUACGUGGUAGAGCUCUGGUAGAAGGCUCAUCUUUCAAACAUGAAGAAAACUGAUUUUAUUUUAUUAACAUGUAUUGAUUUCAGCUACAAAGUUCUGUAUAUAACUUUUGUAUUUAGGAGUAUAUUUAUAGAUUAUAAUUUACGUAAUUUGUAACAUUUAGUAUGUUGUUUUCUUCAGCCCUUUAAUACUGGAUAAAUAUAGUGUUUGAGGAGGGUUUGGGAGUGUCACUUUUCCAGGGGGAUUAACAAAUAUGUCUGGUAACUAAUGGCCCGUUUAUGCUCGCCGUUUUUGCCCUCACGAACGGUGAUGUACGACGAAAGUGACAUCACAUCCACCGGGCAAUCCGCGCCUUUUAUUCGUCAUUCUGGUCAAUCCACAAACUUUUGUAGCUUCACACAGGUGUCCGUGCCAUUGCUGCAGCAGCUGGUUUGGGAGUGCACUCGUGUCAGAAGUAAACCUCUUGUUUAAUUCUAUCAUUGCAAUUGUUUUGCUUCUGGUUUUGACUUUUUCUCCUGUGCCACAGUGAAUGUGGAUGUUUUACGUCAGUGGUGACACCUAUCAUUCAGGAAAAUCCUGCAGCAAAUCCUGCUUUAAAUGAUGCGCUAUUGCGACGUCACAGUUGGCGUGCAGAACCACCGGUCCGGCGAGCAUAAAUGCACCUAAUUAGUUUCAUACACACAAGAUGCAUGUAACAAAGAUUCCUUUUUGCCUUGUAAAUAUAAUCCUUUUAAUAUAAAUCAGAAACUUUAAAGCACUGAGCUUAAUUUCACUUAAGCGAGUUAACAUGCAGAUUUUAAAAAGAGAUUAUCAUCACCACACUGAACCCAGUGUCUUUGAAGCCAGGCAGUUUAGUCUUAGAAGGGGAUGAUCACCAUUAUAAGCUAAUGUAUUUUAGUACUCAUUCAAAGCCACCCAAAUUAAUGUUAUAGAAGCUUUUCUGAUAUAUUUUUGUUUGUUUCUUUACAGCUGCAGUAAUAAGUUGUGACUGUACAAGAAUGAGUGAUUUUUUUAUUUCACAGUGAGGCGACAGCUUGUUAUAGAUUGUGGUUGCUGAUCAUGUGAUACUACAAGGAGGGAGGCAGCGGCACAGACAGUACUUCCUUGUUUUGUCUGCUCCAUCCAUCACUGUGUCACGACUUCAGUUUUAUUUGAAUGUGCUUUUGAACCUCAUGUUUCUGCCCUGUGUUUGAUUUUGGACAGCAAAUUGUGGAGGCAGUUUUCUUUGGUCGCUUUGGCCAUGAUCGCGUUUGUCUUCAUAUACUGUAUAAAUAUGUGUAUAUAUAAACAUAUAUGUGCGUGCAUGCGUAAUGUACGAUAAUUUAUUUUCUGCAUUGCCUGCACCCACGUUCCUGUAAUUGUAAAUAUAAAAUCUGUUAUAUUUAAAAACAAAUGUAAGAGAGAAAUUCUAAUCAUAUAUCUGUACAUUUAAUGAUUCCUUUCGAUGCACUUUUACCCUAAUGAAGGUCCCGAGAGUAGCAUUAGGGAAGGAAAUGGAACAGUUUUGGAGCUAAAUGGUCACAGGAUUUAGCAGCGGUUCUCCAGUCUAAUAACUCUGAGCCACCUUUUGUAGUUAACUUGAUUUUACAAGGUUCGUUUCUUACAAACAUUGAGAUUAUAAGAUCCUAAAGUGGAUUUUUUUUUUUUUUUUUUUUGUUAACUGACACACAGAAAUCAUCCUGGGAAACCAAAACCCUCGAUACAGCACAGUCACUGAUUAUGCUUCUAUUUCUAACUUGAAGAAAUAUUAGAGUGAUUCAGGAAAAUUGUAACUAAUUGGGAAUCAAAUUCAGAAUUUCAAAGGUUAUUUGAUUGAUGUGCGCACCGUUGUAACGUUAGGGCUGUGUUGUUCAGCCUGUUGCAGACACAGUGGACUUUCAGAAAUGAAGCGGGUGGUUGUAGAUGAUAUUUGAAAUCGUGCAGCCCUGCAGACGGGACAGUAUGGCAGCUGAAUGUUGAUGUAGCCGAGUGUUUUCAUGAAUGUGUAAGCUUGAAAUAUUUAUCUUUCUCUAUUGUUUUUCUUGCAGUGGGCUGAAAGCUGAUUUAAGUUGGACACCUUUUAGACUGUCAGUCAUUAUGUUCCGAGUUUAUGAGGUUCAUAUUUCACCUUAUCUGUUUGUUUUUUUUGUUUUUUUACUUUUUAUUUUUUGGGCAAAUGUUAAUAGAAGAGCCACUCCUUUAUAUUGAUAUUCUACCCUGUAACAGGCCCUGUAACAUCUUACUUGCAAGUUUUCUGUUUCUGCGAAGCUGCCACGCCUGGCAGUGGACUUUAUCCUUUACUAGCGCACAGUACAGUUUAUGGUGUAUCUAUACAAAUGUAAAUAUGCCGUCUGUUGGUUAAUAUUAACCACAUUUGUGUUGUGCUUGCACAUGAUUAUCGUAGCAUCAGAAAAUUGGCCGAGUAAGGGCUGCAGUUGUAUAGAGAACAACAUGUUGUUUAUAUUUAAUCUAAAUAAAGCUGCAUUGUAUUGAGAAGA
This is a messenger RNA of Maylandia zebra (zebra mbuna), 4109 nucleotides long. Its product is annotated as F-box/LRR-repeat protein 3. Lineage: Eukaryota; Metazoa; Chordata; Actinopteri; Cichliformes; Cichlidae. The record is from RefSeq and is a predicted model, not a curated record. Gene Ontology annotation, cellular component: mitochondrion. Gene Ontology annotation, molecular function: protein binding.